GCGGGGAGUCAUUGUAAUGUCAAACUCGAAGCGUUUAGUCGUGUUGUUGUCACUCCGCGAUACGUAUCUAUUUCUCUAAUACGUAGCACUUUCGUAAUUAUUCUUCGCCGUUCAACCACACGCUGUUGUUAACUACGCUUAAUCCACAUUAAACUGCGAGGGAAAGUUCGAGGCAUUAGAAGGAUGUCACGAAAUUUAAGAAGACGCCGUAAAAUUCAAGAAAACAUUCGAGAAACAACGCUACGGGGCGAAGGGGUUCUUCUCAUCCUCCACUUCUUCCUCUUCUCUGGAACGAAUCCAGUGGUGCUUCGAAGGCCAAAAAUGAAUUAUUUGCGGAAACGAGGGAGAAGAACGGGUCUACUACCGCCGGAAGAAAUUUGGAUAGGAAAGGAGGAUCUGUCGUUUAAUACGUGCUCGCCUCUUUUCCUCCUUUUCUUUCAAAGUAGCUGAGUAGUUGUUUAAUUCUUAACGAGAUGGAUGCUGAAGGAACUUAAUUGUAAGAAGCUUUUGUCAUUAUAUCGGAUAUCUUUCUUUGUUUUCUUCCUGUUCGCGGAGCAGUAAGCUGCUUUCCACAUUUACUUCAGUAUUUCGUUCAGUAACGAUGGCAUGAGAGUUCGCGUAUAAAUGCGGUAUUGACGCGUCGCCGAUAUUUGUUAGUAUAUCAUAGAAAUCCGCAUCGAUCAUAGAAAUUCAGCGACAUAGGCACCAAAGGAUAUAGGCCGAUAACUCAUUUUCCAUUGGAGAAUCGAUUUGAGGUGAGUUCGCAUAGAUCGAUUCGAUGUGUUCACUGGGUGGAGUGCGCUGCUCAUACUCGCACGUUUAACGCGAGUGCCCGUCGUCACGUGUCCCGUCGAAAAUAAGUAUCGUCUACUGAUAAAUGUGCCCGAAGCAUUGGCGGUGAAACAUGGUUAGCUACGUACAGGGGAAAUUCCAUUGGUCUCGCGUAGAUAUUUUCCUCGAUUCCCGUGAAACACGCGACCGACCGCGUUACAGUGCGAGUACCCUACACAUCACGCUUGUACGCCUAUACGCGCAUGGAACGAAGAGAUCGCUUUAUACCGCUUCGUUCUACGUGCACCGUAAAAAUGCAAAGCAGGCUUGCACGUCAGCGCAUACAUCAGCAUACACGUGCACACGAGACAGCCGUGCCGUCGCUGCCAUGGGAUCUGGACGUGGAAGCGGAGGGGGUCGUUUACCCCGUACUGCCACUCCACUAUCAACUUGCUCCGAUAUUAUCGACAAAAGACUCGACGUUUCUAAUUGACAAAGACGGAGGGGAUAUAUUAACGCGGCGCAUCUGCCGAAACGACGCAGAGAGGCGAAGAAAAAUGCGCAACGAGCAUAGGUGUAAGAAUAAAGAGGGAGAAACGGAAGCAGGAAGAGGCGGGCAAAGGUAAGACGGUGGAUUUUAUCUUUUCUGCAGCCUUUGCACGAACAACCCUGCGGUAUGUCCGGAGGCGUGCCAUAGAGUGUUCUCCUCUCGUUGAGAGUCAUUGGCAAGUGAAAGAAUCGAAAGAAGAGCGACGGAAGAAAUGAAGAGAACCUAUCCGGAUUUUGGACGGAUGAAACGGAAAACUGGAAACGAAAUACCGGUUGGAAAGUCUCGUGCGUUUCGAGAAAUGCGACCGUAAUUGCUUACAAAACCGAAUCAACACCAUGAGCCGUGGAUUUUUAUCAGGGAAACAUCUUAACCUGUAAUGAGACGAAACGAUAAAGCGGCACACUCCGAAGGUUUAUCGGUGCGUCAGAGGCAACCGCUCGGCAUCCGUAUAUUUUGAACAUUCGAGAUGGAAGAGAGAAAGGGGUGACUGGCUGGCUUAUUUACGUUUGUGCAUAGUCCAGCGACUGGAAAUUGAUCGCAACAGCGAGCGAGCGAGCGAGCGAGCGAACCGGUGAACUAGUGAACUUUAGCGUCCCGUUUCUCAACCGAGAUCUAACCGGCAAAGGAGUUUUUUACGCAUCUUAAAUCACAUUUCUGGCCUCGUUUUAUGUUAAUUUUAUUUUUAACGUUGACCGUUUCGCGGAGCGCCUCCGCCGCGAAAAGAUAAACGAGACGAUGAAUUAUUCAUUCGAAGAUAAGCAGGAUUUUAACAAAGAACGAUCACAGUCUGCCGUUGGCUAACCAAACGUCUGGUUGGCGUAGGAGGCAGCGGUGGCGAGCAAUAUUCUCGGUGGAUGCAACGACGGCCGCACAACGCCGAGAACGAGAACGAGGACGAGGACGAGAACGAGGACGAGAACGAGAACGAAAACGAAAAGGAAAACGGAGGGAGGGGUGGGACGCGUCGAUAUUCGGACGAACCGCCAAUAAGAAAGACGUAUACGAUUUUGCGUCCGUCUCUCUCCAACUGAAGCUGCUGGCCAAAGUACAACGUCUUUGAUGGCGUAACCGCAAAUCGUUGGCUCGACCAUAUGCGCGGUUUUCAGCGAAAACAAUUUCGCUGUCUUCUCAAUCCGUUGCAAACCACAAUGGAAUUUAUCGUCUAUACCUACGAACUGGGAUUUGUACCGCAACUGUUUUCAAAGGAGCACCGCAACGAGCAUAAAGGGAACAGGAUUUCGACGUGUUUCACUGUGUUUCUUCGCGUUCCUACCAACCUUCCCUCUUCAAUGCCUAGAUAUAACGAUUUUACCCGGGUAUCUGUUGAUUGUGCGACAAACGUAUUAUCGCAUAGAGUAACCGGUUUCUUUGAGUCACCGUUUCACCCUUCAACGUCUUGAAGCUCAAUCUUGAACUUUCCACGGAAACUGAUCAAACUCGCCGUGUACCUUUUCUUCGUGCCACGAUGUAUAAAAUAUUCAAUGCGCAGUCCACUCGUAACAAUCUUUUCUAAGCGAAACAAAUUAUUUUCAUCUGCCGCGUACAUAUCAGCUACGCGUGUUCGUCGUUUCCUCCGUUCCCUUUAUAGCAGGAAAGCAGGAAAUUGCAUAAAAAUCCGCAGUCUAAUUACACGACACCAUUAGUCUUUGAUGUAAUAACGCAAGAGUGAAAAAGUAUCGCGUACUUUAGGUGCAUCAAGAGAAAGUAACACGCCGGCGUUAUUCGAGUCAGUUAUUUGAGCCAAGCAUUACGCAAGAUAUAAUAAAAUAACACGCGUUUCUCGAAUUACGAUCAUCGUGGUGAAACUGAAUACAAUUAACCUUCCCUUCUAACGAGUAAAAGUUGUAUCCGCCUGGAAGAAUUAUGAGAAAAUUAUGAGAAAAUUAUGAUCGCCGACGCACCACGGAGAUAAACAAAAUUUCUGCUCUCUUCGUUUUUGCAGGCGUCUCGACGUUGACGUUUGGGUUCAGGCUUCGAUGUUUGGCCGCGAGUUCGACAGAAAAACGACACCGGCGAACAGCGAAGCAAAGCGGUCGCGAGUCAUCGAGAGGAAGAGCAGCUUUGAUCCCGAGAACGAGAGAGUAUCCUCUCCUUCGUCGUCCACUGCUCACCGCAUGUAGAACGCACACGGUUAACAAUUACCGUUAUCGUUACCGUAACGAACGAAAUUGGCUGUUGCGUCAGUUUCAGUUUGCGGAACAAAGUGAAGCAAAGCGGAGGAGAACGAAGCCUAGAGAAGCCGGGAAAAAAAGAUUAUCCCGUUGGAAAGAAAUUUUUAUGUCGGCUGGAUCUACUGCAUUCGUAGCUGUAACGGCCGGGCCGUGAGACUCCGCAACGGUGCCGGCAAACGCGCUCCUUUUGCCGAGCAGAAAGCGGAGAUCUCGCUCCGUGGACGGAUCGUCGAGGGAAGAAAACGGUGGAAAGUUAAUUUCCCCUCUUUUUUCCAUUUACGAAGAUUUCCCCGCGGCACGCGUUUACGAACGACCGAGCUUAUUAUCGCCUUUAAAGUGCCCCUCGAAUCCAUUCGUGCGCAUCGGCUUUUCCCGGCAUAGCGGAACAACGGAAUAAUUGUUUCGCCUAUCGGCCUCUACGUUUCUCUUCGAUCUUGCGAACAAUUAAUCGAAUGCACGAUUCAGGUCGUUACUUCUCCCUGAUCUGCUACAUUUACAGGAUCACGAAUAGCGAAUGCAUAGAAUUACUCGCCAUGCAAAACUACGUACGUGUCCGGGAUUUCGGGGGCGAAAGUCAAAAUUUACGCGAAACGCUUAUCGUCGUGUUUUUAUCAGCGCACCUUCGCUAAGUCGCAUCGAUCCGAAAUUCCGUAACGUUUCGUAUUACUUUCAAUUUGCCGUGCGAAAAACCUCGACCAACCCGAUCGGAAAUGGAACACGUUGCCGAAGCCGUGAAUACUAAUAACAAUCAGAGUGGAAUUAAUUGUUGUUUCGUAUCGACCGGUGUUGUACGAGGACUGGUUAGCGAACGCAACUGGAUAUUGAUAAUUACGAAACGCGCUGUUGUAUCUAUUAUCGUUUAAAAAACAUAUCGCGAACGGCCGAACGAGAAACGAAGUUAAAGUUGAUCGUCGUUUCGCGCCACUCGAUCGAACAAAAAUAUCGCAAAAAUACUCAUCGACUCGACGUAUCGACUCGACGUCGCUGUCUUCGAAUGCUUUGGGAAAAUAUUCGAGAAACGAAAGAACCACCGAGACCGUUCGUUUCACGCAGCUUAUGGCGGCUUCGCAUUAUCCGCGUACCGACAAAGAUUCGAUCGAACGUCGAAAAGCAAAGUUCAGAUCGUAACCGUGGUUCCACGUCGCUCGGUGUCGUUGCACGCGCGUGUCAGAGCUUUCGGUAUAGACAGCCGCGUGCAUUUCGCACCUGCUCCGCUCGUAACGCGCACGCGCCCAGGUAUGCGACCUACCGGCGCACAGUCCUGAACUGGCGCGACGUCGAGCUUUCGUAGUCGGCAUCGGCCAUCCGCGACGCGAACUUUCCCUCCGAGACGGUCCUCGAAUCGGUCCGUCACGCCGCGCCGCGUCGCGCCGCGUCACGUCGCGUCUUCGCUGAUGCGAAUCGCACUCGCCCCUGUCUCUCGUCAAACGGGAAAUUCGGAUAUAGAAGGCGGACGACAUCGAUCGUCGGCCUCGCAACGUCGUUUGCAAAUUCGAAUCUCGCGGGUUCUUGAUCUCUGAAACUUUGGACGAUCGAUUUGAUCGACUUUGUCUCGUACCUGAUACUCUAUCUAUCGUCGUCGCGAUCGACAUUCUACGUUCGCAACUCGCUCUUUUUCCGCUUUCUUGCCUUUCCACGCAUCGAUCCCACGAACCGAUCGAUCGCGUCUUGUCCGGAUCGCGCUGGCUUACGAAAGGACAACGGUCGUGUGUAGCCGAUGAAUCGGAAGUAGCCUUGGCAGAAGUAGCGGCUAUCGACGGCGUUGCGGUAAGCCGCUCUUAAUCCCAAUCGAAGAUCAACGUUUAGUCCCUGUGAGAACUUUGAAAUUCGAUUAAGCACGGCGGUGGGGGAAAUCUCGUGCGAUCGAAGGAUCACGGAGUACGUGCGAGCAAAUCGAACGUGGUUCGCGUUGGGUACGGGAUCGGGCGGUCGCGACGAGGCGGACGUGGCCGUGUAUUAUCGAUCUAACGAUCGCCUGGUUGGUCACGUAAAAGGGAGUCGACUGUGAAGAAUUGAUCGUGUCGCUGCAAUUAUGUCAACAAAUAAACGAACCAAGGUACACCCACUACGCUCCACCCCUUCUUUCAAUGGAUCCGAAAGGGAAUAGUCUCGGUCAAAUCAAUACGCAUUCGCGUCACACGGUCGGAAACGGGAGGAGGUUCGAAGAGAGAGAAAGAGAGGAGAGCGAAAGAGAAUCGAAUCGGCGUGUGCAUGUGUCCAGCUCACGGCCGCUCUCGUGCACGUGUCACGAGAGAAAAACAAAGGAUCGGCCGAGCGAUUCCCAGCGAUCCGGUAUCGUCGAGCAAACAUCCGCCUCGACCUCGAUUUAAUAAUUUGGCCGUUGUUUGUCUACACGAGGUAUCGGCCGACCUCGAGAUUUCAUUCUGUCCGCGGCAGACAACCUGCAUCGUUUCUCUUCCGUUAGCAGUUUGCACGACAGUUCGGCUGACGAUCACGGCAAAGAUCAAACAUCGAACACGGUUAUACGUAUCGUCGCAGUGUGAUUCGUGGGCGAGAAAAACUCGCGGAUGCACGCGUAAAUUUCGUCGACGAAUUCGCCAGAGAUCGAUGUUCGGACGUUAAAGUCGAUCGCCGUGUUCGAACAGGCGUGCUCGCCGAGGGAAGGACACACGUGCGCGUUCCUAGUCGAAGGAGCUCGGAGCUUUCGGCGAGAUUGCAACAAGUUGCAUUUAAAACCCGUACCUUCCGUACGCCGGCAUACUUUCGUUUUUCUCUUUCCACCACACCGGCCCCUUUCCUUCUUCAGUCGUCUCUCGCACCUUCCCCCUCUUUCUCUCUUACUCGUUCGGUGUUCCACGAAACGAAAAUAGCUAGCCAGAUUUUCCGCACCGACGUCCCGCAUCAUUCCCGGAACUGUUCCGAACGUUAAUUCCGUCGAUUAGUUUCGAGCCGCACAGCCGCUGAGAUCGAUUGUUCGAACGAGAAGGCCGCGACGAAAUAUACGAUAAUUGUGGGAAAUUCGAGGCACGAGCGUUCCUCUCUGAGAUCGCCGAGAAAUUUCUCGGUUCCUCGAGUGGGUCCGAACGAACCGAAAUAUCCUCGACCGUCGCUUUUCGUCGACGUUGCGAUCGUCGUACGAGAUUCCGCUGAAAAUUACCCGCCCUCUUAACGGACCUGUCUCGGUGCCAAACUAUCGCCGGCGAUGCCUAUCGAACGAGAGAUCGGAUGACGCGGCGCUACUCGGAAAUCGCGGAAACUUCAAAAUCCCGGCCACAAGUAUUUAACGGUCGAGACGACUUUUAAACGAAGUCGAGGAGGGAACCCUCUCGACGAGGGUGCGAGAUGCAAUAGCGACGAAGGGUCGGAGCGCGACCACCCAUCCCUCUUCGCAUUUACAGCGUCGUUCGUUCGUUCGUUCGUUCGUUCGUCCGUUCGUGCCGCGGACCAAGAAAAACGCGAAAUCCUUGCUUUCGGUUACCCCAGCACGCUUUCUGUUAGAGAUGAUUCCGAGACACAGGGGUCGAGACUGUUUCUCGUGGCGAGGCGUCGAAGCAAGAAUUAGCAGCGUGAAAAGAGGUGUUCGCGACUGUACUUCGGUAAGGUCGGCUUCAACCGCCGCUUAAAAAGUCGCCAGAUAAAAGUAGGCCGAAACAAUGAGGGGAGUGGUACGACCGCCCCAACGAUUCUACCCCUUUUGCUCGCUGUAGUAAUCUUACGGUAUCGUGGCGCGACGGGCUUGUUGGGAAACUCGUUUCCUAUUCGGUAAUAUGAUAAUGUCGUUUGCACAGUGUUGUGAACGUACGUACGCGUGUGUUUGCGGUAGAUCGUCGGCGAUCGUCGUUGCCCGCUGAGGAGGAGAAAUUGAAUGUGGGUCGAGGACUGAGUACACGGAAUAGGAAAAUCGAAGAAUCGAACACUGACACUGGAUAGGCGAAAGCGAAGGUUGUCCACGAUCUCGAGAUCCGAUCGGCCAAGGAACGUAUCCGACGAUGGAUUUUAUGCUGCUCUUAAUCGCCGUGCUCCUCGGGCAGAAGGUGACUGGACUGAAGCUGCUUUACAUAAGCGUCCCGCCGUACUCCUUUAGGGGCCAGAGUGCGCUUCUCGAGUGCAGAUACGACCUAGAAGCGGACAAGCUUUACUCCAUCACGUGGUACAAGGAUCACGAGGAAUUCUACAGAUACGUGCCUAGAGGGGAACCUACGAAGCACAGCUAUCGCGUCGAGGGCGUUAAAGUUGACCACCGAAAGUCCAAUGACAAGGAGGUGCUACUGCAGGACGUGAGCCUGCACAGUAGCGGACGGUACAAGUGCGAAGUGAGCGCGGAGGCCCCUAGCUUCAACUCGGUCAGCGCAGAAGCCAGCAUGGAAGUCGCAGUUCUGCCGCAAGACGGGCCGUCGAUAACGGGCGAGGAGAAGGUUUACGCGACCGGCGACGUCCUCGGGCUGAAUUGCACCAGCGGCAAGUCCCAUCCCGCUGCGACGCUCAAAUGGUUCAUCAAUAGGGAGCAGGUGAAACCAGACACGGAAAUGGUGUUCGAGCAGCACGGACUUUAUUCGGUGAUAUCCAGUUUACGACUGCAAUUGGAACCGGAUCACAUCGCCGGCGACAAAAUAAACGUCAGAUGCGAGGCGACCGUGGUAUUGGACUCGAUGUCGGACAAGCCACGCUUCGAGACGCGCACAACGGAAGUUUUCGGUGCAAAGGCCAGGUUGCAGCAGCAGCAGCAGCAGCGAGAAUCGACGAUGUACUCUUGAAAGCUGCGAGCGGUCGCGAAACCUUCGCGAUCGUUCGCCGUCUUCCAUAAUUUCUUCCAUUUCUCCCAACAUCCUGAAUUAUAAAAUGUCGACCGGUCUUCUUACUCGCGCACCUGUGCUCCUGAAAAACCGCACUCGGAUCGAUCGGUUCUCCGACUACCGCCGAUACCUUUCGGCUGCCUGCCAAUCCGACUUUUAGACGCAACCUCUCGAUUACCGCCAGUGGAACGUCAUCGGCUGAGAUACGAUUCUCAGAUGCGGCAGCCUGCUCGUAAUUACGGUAAGAAACUUUUCUUCGCAUUAUCCGACGUUCCGACUUUCUCGUAACGUUCUCGUUUAUCGAGAUGUUCGAAAACGAAGAACCGCAUGGCAUACGGAUGAAUAUUAUCUACCUAUUGACACCUGCGUGAAAUUACCGUGUGUCCUUUGCAACAUCAUUAUAUCUUUCUUCUUCUUCUUCUCCUUUUAUAUCUUUCUUUCUCUCGUAGAAGAAAAUUCUUCCAGUUAUUCGUACACGGCGACUGACAAAAGUGUCGCACAACACAUACCGCGCGGAAUUUUCAUCUGUUUAUUGUACGUGUUACUUUGAGCAUCCUGCGAUAUUAGCCCUUUGAUCAGACGCCACUAUAUCGGUAAAAUGUGAAAUCGACGUAAAAACGUAUACCUGUAUGCGCGUAGAAACUACAAAAUUCUUGCCAUAAACGUAUAUUGGAUAGAAGAAGAUGAGUACACGGUAUGAAUAAUGGUCUUAAACGUAGAAUCGGCGUUUAUUUUAAACGUUCAGUAAGCUGUAAAAUUUCGACGACGACUUCAUCAUCUCUGACAUCGUAUACUUGCACUAAAUAUCUUGCAGUUUCUGUGUAUAUCUUGGAUUUUAUUUCAAAGUUUGCCGAUACAGCCGCUAUAGUCGUAUAGAUGCAAUUUCAAAAAGCCUAGCACGACGCCAUAUGUUUAUCGUGUACGUAAACAUUUUCUACGGUAAAUGUUGGAAGCGUUGGAAUAUCUCGAUGAACAACUACAGGUAAUUUCCCGUUUCAACUUUAUGUUAAACUAUUAAGAGCCCUCCUCUGGAUCGAAUCCGAGUGGAAAGUGGAAUCGAAAGAGAAAAGUUUUAAUUUUAUUAAAUUUACAUCUGCAAGAUAAUUGUCCAGCAAUUUAUUAAAGAAGAAUAUGAGAAAGCGUAAAGCUUCAAGCUCUUCGGUUCUCGUGUCCUCUCUACAAACAACUUUAUUUAAUUAAUCGAAACGCAUUAGGAUUUUUCGCGAAAGUAAAGAUGCAAACAAAGGUAAAUUCGACUCUCACUCGCUAAACUCUGUUCCGAAGGUCUCUUCCUCUUCGAGUUGGACUUCCUUUGCCGAGAGCUUAGACUCUGUUGCUAUAUACAUCGUAUCGUGUCUGUAUCGCUGUUACCAACCUGAUGAACAGGAAAGUUUGCACGGUGAAGGUAAGCGACGUAGAAAAAUUGACAAAAAACAGCACAGAUAUCUAAAUGCAAAAAGAAUAUACUAAGACAAGUGCGGAAUACAAAAGAGUCACGCACACAUACGAUGCAGACUAGAUGCGUGAAAGUAGUACGUUCCGUUUCGAGACAGAAGCGAAACGCUUGAACCGUUCGUCGACGAACAAGACCAAUUUUAUUUUCGUAGCCAUGAAUUUUCGAUAACUACUUGGAUAUAUGCAAUUUAACGAACGCGCGAUGUUCUCCAUAUCCAUUUUGUUCGACGAUUCCAGCGAUACAAACGACUUUCGAGUCGUCAUAUUUGGUCGCUGACUAAUAAUAAUAAGCCAACAAAUUACAAGUCGUAAAUUAUAAAUUUCGCUCUCGAAUAGAAUAAUCAUCGGAUGAUGUACGAUUUAUACAAUUUAUACAAUUUCCUCGUGAAACUUCGUUUGUUUCGUUGCUUGUCGACUUUAUCGAUAACGGUAACUUUUAACUCGCGACUUGUACCUAAAAACUUGUCUAAUAAUAUCAGCGUAGUUAUACGAAACAGUUCUAUGAGCAAGGCCGGUGCGUAAAGUAUGUUAAAAUUCGCGACAAACUGGACAGAAAUAGGUGGUUAAGAAUUUCCAAAGUAAUUUAGAAUUUGCAAACAGACGAAAGCUUGACAGCGCUGGAAUUCCACAGUGGCACGUUGCACGACUAGAAAUGAAAAGCAACGCUGUCGGAAGGCUGCAGACACACGGAUUAUAGAGACGAGAAGACAAUGGAGAACGCGCGACAUGCCACAAGCAACAAUGCUCACUUUGCCAUUCGCAAAACUACUAGCAGUUAGUUUAGAUUUAUUCGGCUGGAAUUAUUUCAAAUAAAUGUUGCCAAACGGAAGAUAAAAUAUUCUAAAGAAUUAAUUUCCCAGCAACAUCAGAAAACUGCGACAUGACGCAGAAUCUUCACAACGUCAACAAAAUUAACUGUGAUUCGCACCAAGUAAUGAUAAUUAGCCGUAAUCCAUCAUAUUCCAUCUUUUGUAAUUAUGUCUAAGAUUUACACAUACGAUUUUAUUGUGACAGGCGCUAUAGUUUAUCAAUACGCCAAAUAUUUCAAGGAACGUGACUAUAAAUGUAUAGUAGUUUGAAAGAAAUUCUCGUACGAUAGUUAUAUUCGAAAACUAAGUAUGAUGCAUCGAUAAAGUUAGAAUUAAGUAUAUAUUAAGUUGUACAGACUAGUUGUGUAGAUAAGUCACAUAGGACAAUUCAUGUUCUGCGUAACAUGGAUGGAUAAAUGCGCGAAUCACUAUACGAUUGAGAGUAUUUACAAAGAUUAUUGUAGAAUUUCAAAAUUUAAUCAAUAAAUAGAUCUUAUAAGGGGAA
Bombus pyrosoma is the source of this 11015-nucleotide messenger RNA. RefSeq lists its product as uncharacterized. The coding region runs from base 7443 to 8207 and encodes 254 amino acids. The record is from RefSeq and is a predicted model, not a curated record. NCBI's taxonomy places the organism in Eukaryota, Metazoa, Arthropoda, Insecta, Hymenoptera, Apidae. The transcript has 19 exons.